AUGGAUCGCAGAAAAGAAGAAUUAGAAAAGAAGAGACAAAAAUUAGCUGAGCUUAGGCGUGCUCGAGAAGAAAGAAGAGCCCUGUUGGAAAGCCAGUCCACUCACUCCUCUUCGACGACGACGACGACGGGUUCUGCUGGACGAGAUAGAAAAGCUAUUGAUGAUCUUGUUGCUCUUGUUUUGGGUGAACGUCCAUCUACACCGAAUGCUACUACUGCUAGUGGUAGCGAUCGAGGCUCGGAUGCCGGUUCUGAAUUUUCUUCACGUCCAACUUCAGCUAAUUUUGGAUAUUCAUCUCCUGGAACGCCCAUCAGUGCAACCGAUGCAAGAUUAUCUAUGGUCUCAGCCGCUUCUCAACCCAUUCAGUCUACUACAGCGCCUCACUAUGUAGCCGAACUCACCGAAACACAGGCGUUUAUUGCAGAUAUUCCUCCACUUGAACGUGUUGUGUACAGUAAAGAAAUCCAAACGACAGAUGGAUCACUUGAAGCGCCUCAAGUGUCAGAAGAAGAAAUUCGUAAGCAGAUAACUGAAGAGUUUGAACAACGAGAGAAACAAAAGAUUGCACAGCUGGAAGAGGAAAUUAAAAGACUUGAACAGGAAAAGCAUGAAGAAAUCAAAGAAUUGACCGAAGAAGAGGCAAAGGUCAUUCAAAAAUCUCAAGAGUUUAUUGACUUUGUUGAUACUUCGACCAAAUUAGUUGAAAGAGCAUUGAAUGAAAAAUAUGACUUUAUGAAAGACUAUACCUUGGGCAUUGAUGUAGAACAAGAUGAGAAUUCUGGUAAACACGUCAAGUUUGUAUGUAAUUUCUGGGAUGAAAAAUGGUGCAAGAAUAGAUCUGUCACAGAUGUCAAUUGGUCUCUUAAAUAUCCUGAAUUGGUUGUAUCAUCCUAUAAUAAGAAUCCACUUGCACCCAAUGAGCCUGAUGGUAUUGCUCUUGUUUGGAACUUGCAUUUAUUGGACCGUCCUGAAUUUGUAUUUCACUCUCAGUCAGAUGUGUUGAGUGUCAUGUUUAGCAAAUUCCAUCCAAACUAUGUGAUCGGAGGUACCUAUUCGGGACAAAUUGUCCUUUGGGACACGCGUGCCAAAUCUUUGCCUGUCUUGAAGACUCCAUUAUCAGCUGGAGGACAUACCCAUCCUGUAUACUCGAUUGAGAUGGUUGGAACUCAAAAUGCUCACAACUUAAUAUCUGCAAGUACCGAUGGAUUUGUUUGUUCUUGGCAAUUGGAUAUGCUUGCUCAGCCUCAAGAUUAUUUGGAGUUACUUCAUUCUGCUCAUAACAAAACAGAUGAAGUCUCGACUACUUGCUUAGGAUUCCCCGAUAAUGAAACCACUGCUUUCUGGGCUGGUACGGAAGAAGGCAAUAUAUACCAAGCAAACAGAUAUGAUAGAGCUGGCAGUAAGGCAGGUAUAAACCAAUAUGACACUUACCGCGGUCAUCAUGGUAUGGUCACUGGUAUCGAUUUCCAUCCUCUGCAUGGUCCUGUCGACUUUUCCGACUUAUUUUUGACAUCUUCUGUAGAUUGGACUGUCAAACUUUGGAGAGCAAAGUCUAUAUCCAAAACGUCCACUCAAGCAUCUACCGUGACUCCAUUAUAUUCAUUUGAACAUUCUGAUGAUUAUAUUUAUGAUGUCAAGUGGUCACCCGUUCAUCCUGCCUUGUUUGGUACAGUCGACGGUACAGGGCAAUUUGACUUGUGGAAUCUGAAUGCAGAUACGGAGGAACCAUUUGUAAGCACACAAGUAGGAUCAGGAAAGGCUUUGAAUAAGCUUGCGUGGGACAAGGAAGGAAGAAAGACGGCUAUUGGUUCAAGCGAUGGUCAUGUCUAUGUCUACGAUGUUGGCGAGAUGGCAAACCCAAAGCCUGAAGAUUGGAGCUUAUUGCAAAAGAAUAUAACCGAAAUGAUCUCAAACCAAGAAAAUCCCCCAGCAAAAUAA
Molecule: messenger RNA, 1938 nt
Organism: Rhizopus microsporus ATCC 52813
Lineage: Eukaryota; Fungi; Mucoromycota; Mucoromycetes; Mucorales; Rhizopodaceae
Product: WD40 repeat-like protein
Exons: 10
Coding region: 1-1938 (645 amino acids)
Biological process (GO): transport along microtubule
Cellular component (GO): cytoplasmic dynein complex
Molecular function (GO): dynein heavy chain binding; dynein light chain binding
Source: RefSeq, a predicted model, not a curated record